CUUUUUGCUGUGGAUGAUGCUGGUCUCUCUGGAACGAGCCCGGAGAUCCCCACGCCAGGCCCCAAGGGACUGGAGAGGGACUGGAAGAGGAGUGAGUGGCAGGCCUGGAGGCUGGAAGUGCGGGAGCAGCUGCUCGCCCUGCGCCGCUGGCUGGACGCCAUGGAGGAGAGGCUCCCGGCCCUGCCCCACGGAGAGCCCAGCCCAGAGGCUGACUCUGAGCAGCAGGGCUGAGCUUUUGGCCCCUGGCCGGCUGGCUCUGUGCUACCCUUUGGCCAUGGGGAACGUGCUGGGCAGGCCCAGCUGCCUGGGAGACAAGAGCCAGAAACCUGAGGACUUCCUGAAGGACGUGGGGCUUGGCCCCGAGCACCCGGUGGGGAGGAACAACUGUGACGCCAGAGCCGGGGCCCCCGACAAGUCACCCCUGAACCCGGUGGUGAUCGAGAACGGCUGGAGCCUGAGCCUAGGCUCGGCUAAGAGCCAGCCGAGCAGCCCCCUGCCCAAGCAGAACAACAUGGAGGUCAAGGUACAGAACGGGAGCAGGGGCUGCAACUCCCUCAAAGCCCAGCUGGAGGCAGCUGGGGCCACCUGGACCCCCCCGAGAGGAGCCCCCCACAGGGACUCGGGCAGCAGCUGGGCCUGGAAGCCCGUCAGCACCAGGGAGGUGACCGAGGUGACCGAGGUGACGGAGACCAUCGUGACGGAGAUCGUGGAGGUGACCGAGUACCCGGGCGGGGAGCCCGUUGUCACCAGGACGGUGAAGGUGCUGACGGAGUGUGCCGGGGAGUGGACGGAGGGUGCUCUGCAGGCCAUCACGCUCCCAGAGGGCUCGCCGAGUGGGGCGCAGGCCCAGGACACUUUGGAGACACUGCUGACCUGGGUGGCUGACAUGGAGGACCUGGUUGCCAACCAGAAGCCCCCUUCAUCUGAAGUGAAGGUGCUGAAAGCCCAGCUGCAGGAGCAGAAGCUCCUGAAACGGCUUCUGGAGGAGCGGAGACCCCGAGUGGAGUGUGUCCUGCAGGACAGACGGCUGCCCCGUGAGCAUGCUGCCAGGACAAACGGACAGUGGGCGAGCGGGGGCCUCUCAGACCUGCAGGAGAAGUGGGGAAAACUGAUCCAGAAGGCGAACACCAGACACAGCUGCUUGGAGCGGAUCCUGCCGGCUGCUCAGGGCUUCCAGGAGUCUGUGGAUUCCUUCCAGGAGUGGCUGAGCGCCACAGAGAGGCGCCUGGCCCAGCUCUGGCACGCCAACGGCUGCAUGACCCAGCUGCAGGCUGCCCACCAGCAAAGCCAGGGUCUCUGUGAGGAGAUUCGUUCCAGGAUGGGCGACCUGGAGCAAGCCCUGGAGCGGGGCCAGCAGGUGCUGGAGCUGGUGAUAGGCGAGGAAGCCCAGCUGGCCCAGGAGAAGAUGGAGUCCCUGAGGAUGAGGUAUCUGAUCAUGGGGCAGAGCAGUGGCGACAUCCAGCACCGGCUGGCACAGACACUGGAGGCCUCCUCCCAUGUGGACUCUGCCCAGGAGGACCUGGCUCUCUGGCUGGGUCGAAUGGAGAAGGAGCUAGCCGCUGGGGACAGCCAGCCAGCUGAUGGGCCACAGCCAGUCAGCGCCAGCGACAGAGAAAAGUUUGAGCAGGUCCUGGGGGCUGAACAUGCCCACCUGGCCAGGCUCGGCCAGCACCUGGAGGAGCUCAGGCAGGUCCAGCUGGACGCCCAGGCCAUCUGCUCGCAGCUCGCCACUCAGCAGCUCCUCUCCGCCGAGAUUCUGCACCACCGGGGCCUGGUGGAGCGCCUGCUGGGGAUCUCCGACCCACUGCUCCGCACCUGGCCCCUGCCCUCACACCAGCACCCGCAGCCAUCAGCGCAGUCCCUCCAGGAGCAAACUGAGCGGCUCUUCCUGGAGAGUGCAGCCUGCGCGGUGCAGCUGGAGCGGGCCCAGGCCCUGCUAGCCCAGUUCACUGAGGCCCAUGACGAGCUCACGCCCUGGCUGGAGGAGACGCAGUUGGUGGCCGUGCGGCUCUCCCCCGACGCCAUCAGCUGGGAAGCCUUCAAGGAGCAACAGGACCUGCUGCAGUGUCUUCGGGAGGCGCUUGCUGAGCACCGGCCCCUGAUGGGGAAGCUGCAGCGCGUCUCUGCCCAGCUGGCGGAGCUGAGCCCGGAGCAGGGGGCCCCGUUCCAGCAGCAAUGCCAGGCGGCAGAGGAGCAGUACGGCAGCAUCCGGGAGCACGUGCACCAGGCAGCCACGGUGCUGGAAGAUGCCAUCCCGCGCUACAGCCAGCUCACGGAGCGCAUGGACUUUCUGCUGGAGAGCCUGGAGCGGCUCCAGGGCCGUGUGCAGAACCCCCCCGUGGUCCGGGGCGAUGCAGCCCAGCUCCGGGAGCAGAUCUGCGAGAACAGCCUGGCGCUGGGGGAGCUGGAGAAGCUGGGGGUGGCACUGGAGACCGUGCGCAGCCAGGGGGCCGAGCUACUGGCCAGCAAGCAGAUGGCUCACGCCGAUGCUGCAGCGAAAGUGAUCCAGGAGCGCACGGAGCAGCUGUGCAGCCAGUGGCGCUGCCUUUGCGGGCAGGCCGAGGAGCGGGAGCGGUGGCUAAGGGGCCUGUUGGCGCUGGCCGAGCGGUUCUGGCAGGGGCUCGCUGAGCUGGCCGUCAGCCUCACAGACACCCAGCAGAUGGUGCUGAACUUGGAGGAAGCCGGCUCCGACCCUGAAGCCGUCCGGGCGCGGCUCUGCACCAUGCAGGCACUGCGAGAGGAGAUCGACGUGCUGCAGAACGACCUGGACACACUGGGCAUCCUGGGCGUGGAGCUGAUGUCGUCCUGCGGCGACCCGGACAAACCAGACGUUACCAAGAGCCUGGACGAUCUCUACUCGUCCUGGCACAGCCUGAGCAAGGUGUGGACGGAGCGGCAGGGCCGCCUGCAAGAGCAGCUCCAGGCCUCGCUACGCUACCAGAAGGCCAUGCAGGGGCUCUGUGACUGGCUGGCCACGGCCGAGCUGCGCAUGGCAGAGGAGUUCCUGGUUGGGGGGGACCUGGAGCUGGUGAGGCAGCAGCUGGCGGAGCUGAAGGAGUUCAAGAGGGAGCUGUACCAGUGCAAGGUGGAUGUGGAGAGCCUGCGGCACCAUGCAGGGGCUGAGGACAGAGGCCCCCCAGCUUUGUUGAGUGACUUCCGGCAGCGCUGGGAUUGCCUGGAGGAGGAGAUUGUCAGCCGACAGCACCAGCUGGAAGCGGCGCUCCUGGGCUUGGGGCAGUUCCAGAACCAGCUGGAGGAGCUGCUGCAGUGGAUUUCCCACACGGCAGAGCAGCUGCAGGGCCAGACCCCGCUGAGCUUGGAUCUGCAGAGCUGUGAGAUCGAGCUGGCCAAGCACAAGGUGCUGAGAAACGAUGUCAUGUCCCACGCCCGGACUGUCCAGUCUGUGAACGAGGUCGGCCAGGGUCUGCUGCUCUCCAGCCUUGCGGACAGCACGGACUCGCUGCAGUGCAGCCUCCAGCAGCUCAACCAGCGCUGGGACUUUGUGCGGAGUGAGACCGAGAGCCGCCAGCUGGAGCUGGAGAACAACCUCAGCCAGGUGCAGGACGUCACGCUAGAGAUCAUGGACCUGCUGCAGUGGCUGGAGCACGUGGAGCUGCAGCUCUUCUUCUCCAAGCCUGUCUGGGACCACCCUGAAACCACCAAGGAGAAGCUGGCAGCGCACCUGGAGCUGGCCAAAGAGCUGGAGUCCAAGCAGCAGGCGUAUAACAGCGUGAGGGACCGGCUGCAGCACCUGCUGGCCUCCUGCAGCCUUCCCCGGGCCAGCAGUGCCGAGCACAGCCUGCGCGUCCUGCAGCAGAAAUGGGAGAGCGUCCACAGCCAGGUCCAGGAGAGGAAGGAGCGGCUGGCGGAGGGGCUAACUCUCAGCAGUGAGUUCCACAGAACGGCGCAGGAGCUGCUGCAGUGGCUGGGGCAGACAGAGGAGAGCCUGAGUGCCCCGGAGCCACCCAGCUUCCUGCUGGAGACGGUCCUCCGGCAGAUCCAGGAGCACAAGGCACUGCUGAAGGAGGUGACCGCCCACGGGGAGCAGCUGUCCAGCCUGGAGGCGGUGGCCGCUCGCCUGAAGGACGUGAGCAGGAAGCAGGACUGUGCUGUGAUCCAGAGCCUGGUGCUGACGGCCAAGGAGCGGGUGGCCAAGGUGCUCCGGUGUGCUGGUGAGCGGGGCGCCGCGCUGGAGGACGCUCGCAAGCGUGCCAAGCAGUUCAGUGAGUCCCGCCAGCUGCUCCUGGACUGGAUGGAUGAGGUGGAGCAGACUCUGCAGAUCCCCGGCAAUGCCGCCAUGAGCCAGGAGGAGAUCAAGUGCCAGCUGGCUGAGCACAAGGAGUUCCAGAAGCUGCUGCACUCCAAGCGUCCCGUGUAUGAGGCCACGCUGCGCAGUGGGCGCUUGUUGCGGGAGAGGGCCCAGCUGACCGAGGACGUGCAGCUGCUGGAGGAGCUGCUGGGGGAGCUAAAGGAGCGCUGGGACGACGUGGGUGGCCGGGCUGUGGAGAGGCAGCACAAGCUGGAGGAGAGCCUGCUAUUCUCGGGCAAGUUCACGGACGCCCUGCAAGCCCUGCUGGACUGGCUGUACCGGGCCGAGCCGCAGCUGUGUGAGGAGGUGCCGGUUGCGGGGGAUCGCGACCUGGUCAGCGACCUCAUGGACAAGCACAGGGCUUUCCAGAAGGAGCUGGGCAAGCGAGCCAGCUGCAUUAAGAUGCUGAAGCGCUCGGUGAGGGACCUGACGCGGGGCAGCAGCAGCGUCGACUCCCAGUGGCUGCAGAAGCAAAUGGAGGAGCUGAGCGGCCGCUGGGACCUGAUCUGCAAACUCUCCAUCUCCAAGCAGGGCCGGCUGGAGGCUUCGUUACAGCAGGCGGAGGAGUUCCACACCCUGGUGCACUCGUUCCUGGCCCACCUGGCUGAGUCGGAGAAAACCCUCCGGCACGGUGUCUUCCCAGAGGAGGAGGCGGCCCUGUGCGAGUGCCAGAGCCAGCUGCAAGAGCUGAUGAAGACUCUGCAGUGCCAGCAGCUCGAGCUGGAGUGCAUCACGUCCCUGGGAGAGGAGAUCCUGUCUGCCUGCCACCCCGACUCCAUCGUGACCAUCAAGUCCUGGAUCACCGUGGCCAAAAGCCGCUUCCAGGAGGUGCUGAGCUGGGCGCAGCAGCAGGGCGAGCGGCUCCAGGCCCAGACGGCCAGGCUGGCCGCGGAGCGGGAGGAGAUGGGCCGGCUCGUCGACUGGAUUGCAGCGGCUGAGGAGUCGCUGAGCCUGAGGGACCAGGAGACGCUGCCCGACGACGCCCAGCAGCUGGAGGAGCUCAGCUCCCAGCACGUGGAGUUCAUGGAGGAGCUCAACCGCAAACAGCCGGAUGUGGAGAAGGUCACGAAGAGCUGCAAGCGCAAGCUGGCCCCGGAGCUGGGGCCGCCGGCCACCCGCAGGCUGGCUGCAGGGCGACGCGGCAUUGUGAAACCCCCUCGCACCACUCCCCAGGUGCCGCUCAUCGACCUGGAGCCCCAGAGUCCCCCCAUGGCGCAGCUCCUGCACCGCUGGCAGCAGCUUUGGCUCCUGGCCUUGGACCGGCAGUACCGGCUGCAGAGUGCCCUGCAGCGGCUGCGCGAGGUGGAGGAGUUUGCGCACUUUGACUUUGGCAUCUGGAGGAAGCGGUACAUGCAGUGGAUCAGCCACAGGAAAUCCCGCAUCCUGGAUGUUUUCCGAGGCAUCGACCGGGACCAGGAUGGGCGGAUCAGCCAGCGGGAGUUCAUCCAGAGCGUUCUCUCCUCCAAAUUCCCCACUAAUGUCCUGGAGAUGAGUGCCGUGGCCAGUAUCUUUGAUAUGAACAGUGAUGGCUUCAUUGAUUACUACGAGUUCGUCAGUGCUCUGCAGCCCAGCCGGGACCCGCUGCGGAGGGUCGCUGAUGCUGACCAGAUCCAGGACGAGGUAAACCGGCAGGUGGCCCAGUGCAACUGCACCAAGCGCUUCCAGGUGGAGCAGAUCAGUGCCAAUCGGUACCGGUUCGGGGAGUCGCAGCAGCUGCGCAUGGUACGGAUCCUGCGUAGCACCUUGAUGGUGAGAGUGGGGGGAGGCUGGAUCGCGCUCGACGAGUUCCUGGUGAAGAACGACCCCUGCAGAGUGAAGGGACGAACCAACCUGAAGAUCAAUGAGAAAUACCUGUCCCCAGACGCCUUAGGGGCCGUGACCGCCCGUUCCGGCAGCCAGUCAGCCCCCCACUCCAAAGUGCUGUCCCCCAGCCGCUCCAACUCCAGCCUCAGCCUCUACAGCAGCGCCUCAGCCCCCAGCAGUCCCCUGGCCAGGAAGGCUGUCCUGCGCCGGACGCACUCCGGAGACCGGUGCCUCCGCUCCCGCAGCUCCCUCCUUGCUGACAGGGCUGAGCUGAGCUUCUCCGCCCCCCAGGCCAGCACAGAGCCUGCGCCCCCAGAGCCCCCCGAAGGCCCCCCGACCUGAGAGUGCAGCCCGAGGGCACCCGCCGGAGCGGCCCCCCUGCACCAGGGACAGCAGACGCCUUCCCUGGCACAGCCCAAGCCCCAAGCAGGAUUUUCUGCCCCUCCCAAUGGCUGCGCCAGCAGAGCCACUUCCACGCCGGGGAUGUGGCUCCAAGACUGGAGAAUCCUGGCCUGACCCUUCAGCAGAGAGAGAGAGGGGUGUGUGUGUGUGUGUGUGUGUGUGUGUGUG
Messenger RNA from Gopherus evgoodei (Goodes thornscrub tortoise), 6682 nucleotides. RefSeq names its product dystonin-like. Gene Ontology annotation, cellular component: hemidesmosome; focal adhesion; cytoplasm. Gene Ontology annotation, molecular function: structural molecule activity; calcium ion binding; microtubule binding. The transcript is spliced from 40 exons. The coding region runs from base 14 to 6454 and encodes 2146 amino acids. The record is from RefSeq and is a predicted model, not a curated record. Lineage: Eukaryota; Metazoa; Chordata; Testudines; Testudinidae. Gene Ontology annotation, biological process: wound healing; hemidesmosome assembly; cytoplasmic microtubule organization.